Pocillopora meandrina is the source of this 9218-nucleotide messenger RNA. NCBI's taxonomy places the organism in Eukaryota, Metazoa, Cnidaria, Anthozoa, Scleractinia, Pocilloporidae. The record is from the annotation of a GenBank genome assembly.
CUAUUACUGAGUUUUCUGCGCGUGGUUUGGGCGUUUCACGAAGGUGUGAUCGCCAUUUAGAAAACAUUUCUUUCUCGGUUUGGCCUCACAACCUAAGCCGAAGUGGCCAACAUGUCGACAGGGAAGGCUAACAAACCGCUAAUGGACGGUAAAGCGAGGAGAUUUAGCGCCCCUUCGAGAGGGAGAGCAGUGCGAAGGCCUGAAGAUGUCGUUCGCGACGUUCGUGGUCUCAAGCUUCGACAGCGUGUUUCUCUUGUUCUGAAUGACAAGGUUCUUCGCGAUGAACUGGAAGAUCUUGUUCAAAACUACGUUCAGAAUGGUCCCAAAAGUGGCGGAGAAGGCGUCCGCACCUAUCAAGAUUUUUUGAUUCCCUCCAGCACGUACUAUGGAGGAGGCAUGUCUGCUGUAGUCACUCCAAUAGCAGACAUAAGAGGUUCCGAUACUUUGAAUUAUUCCAAACAGGAGAGGUUAUUACGUUGUAAACUGGCCGCUACAUACCGCUUAGUCGAUCUUUUUGGAUGGAACAAUGGUUUGUAUAGCUUCAUAACGGUGAGUACUCGUAAAAUUCAUGUCUUCUAGUGAACUGUACGGCAGUAUUUGUUUUGUGUUGGUUGACUCGCGCGCGAGUUUGUUUUCAAUGGCCUUCAUGGCCACGGACGCAUACGUGACUACCUUGGUUUAAGUUGUUACUCCAUAUUCUUAGGCCCCCAGAAUUUUAGAGCGGUGUACGAAUUCGAAAACUCAUUUGUUCUGGUGGUUGUAUUGGCUGGUGAAUGCAGUGGCGCACUUCUGGUAGAUAGUUUGGCUGUAUGGAGUAGUGAAUCACUGAUACAAAUACUUGUUUGUUACAAUUGUUGAUGUGGAUUUCUAUUUUGACAGAUUCGCCCCUCGGCGGACCAAGAGAGUUUCCUGAUCCAUCCAUUUGGACUCAUGUACAGUGAAGUGACUGCGUCCAGUCUGGUUAAAGUCAAUCCGGAUGGAAGUGUGGUUGAUCAAGGCAGCACCAAUCUCGGUGUGAAUAAAGCUGGUAUGUUGUUGCAUUCUUCCCUCCAUGGUGCCAGAAAAGAUGCCAGGGCGAUUAUACAUCUUCACCAAGCGGACGUUGUAGCCGUAAGUGUUCUUGCUUAUACAGGAAUAAAAAUUGGUUUUAUUUCCUGUAACUACUGUACAUUUGGGUAAAUUUGCACUGCUAGGUUCUGACGAACUGGCCUCAAUUUUGAUACGUCAUUUCGGUAUGCGCUGCAUAUUUUCUCCGUCGAUACUGCACUUGGUCGUGAAAUUAGUGUUGUCCAUUUUGUCAGUUUACAUUGCUGAUAGAUUUAACUUAACCGUAAUGAAGUAAAAACGGUUGAACUGUCUUUUUCGCGUGACUUUUGUCAUUUCAACUGCAGGGGUCUACCAUUUCUGCAGGUUUGAGACAGUUGACAACCGUUCGAGGUUUCGAAUCCUGCGCGCUCGUCGCCAAAUGUCAAAUUUUACCAUUACUGUACUUCCCGUGCCAAAAAAAUAAACUAUAGUAAUCGCUCACUGGAGUUUUCCCUUGCCCAGAAGAUUAAAAAUCUGUAUUUAACUUUUUGAUGAAGCCGACGUUGGGGAAAAAAAUUAAAGAUAUUGGAAGCUAGUUGGGCGGAAGACUCCGUUGAGAAAAUAGUACAUUUUCCUGUCAUCAGAUUACUAUCGAAUUUUGGGUUGAAUUUCGUCUAGUCGAUAUUGAAGCGAGCAUUAUUUUUCCCUGAAACAGUGAUAUCUAUGUUCGGUGACACGAAAAAGGUGGAAUCAAAUGUAAAGUUAAGCUUACUAAAAAUGAAAUUUUAAUGAUAACAGAAUGCAGUUGAAUCGAGGCUUUGUUGAAGACUUACUGCGGUUGGAUUAUAUUGAUAAGGAAAUGUAACACUGGCGUAGCUCGUCAUCAUUCCAUAUUCUUUAAAAUAUAUAUUUAACGACAGUUGUAGUAUUGACUAGAGCACAAGUGCCCAUUUAAAACUGAGUCGUUGGGUCAAGUUUCUCUGGUUCCAGCCUAGUUCCUCGUGUUUGCCGUUUAGCACCUGCUCGAGCCAGACCAGGGUUGUUCGAUUUGAAUAAAUCUUCUAUUCAUGUUUUGGAAAAGACUAUAAAUUAAACAUCUUCGUUGAUCGUGCCGAGAGUAAUUUUCGGAUAUCCAAGUUCUAUUAGGUUUUCUUAACUCGAUUGCUUCUAGAAAUCUCCUUUCAUAAUUUUUGUUAAAUUGUUGUUGUGAAAUACAUUUGGCUUUACGUUGAUAAUCGUGACUUUCCCACUUGACGGUCAGAUCAUGAAUUUUCUAGAACUUUCUCAACACGUUCUAUCCUUCUUUAAUUUGACACUUGUCUUUGAGCAUUUGUUCAUAUAUAUAAAUGAGUCGAGAGCAAUAUGUUGCUGGACUGUUUUGCCUGAUUUAUUUGGUGUACAUUUCUCAUAAACUAUUAAGAAAAUAUUGAGAUCACUAUUUGAUGGUUUUUCUAAUGCACGCCUACUUUGUUUUCUUGGUUUUGGGUGUAUUCUUGACUUAUUAAAACCAGCUCUGGCAUUAACUUUGGAGAAAGUUAACCAAAAUGUCAUCAGAAAUUGCUUCACCCUGUUUAUCCUAUAAUAAUGAGUAUUGUGCCACUAUUUAAGCACAACCAGUAGAUGUUCUCCUCUUGUUAAAAAAAUUUACUCUUGGAGAUUUUAUGAUCCUGUUUUAUUCUUUCCAAAAAAAAAACUGUUGAUCCACUUUGUCAUGCAUGAUAAGAUGCUUUGCUCUUGUAAUGCUGUGUUUUGAUCCAUUCUACUGUAUUUGCUAUAUUUUCCAAGCCACUAGAGACUGAAUAUUUUGUUAUUUCAAUGAACUGUUCCAACUUUCAUGUGAUAGUAAUCCAUUGAGACUAGUGUAAUAUUUGUCAAUUUUUAAUCUGAGCAUUGCUUCAUAAAAGUGAUGUAGACACUGUUUAUUGUAAGAGAUAUCAAAAGUACAGCUUCACUUAUAAUGUAGCUAGGAGAGGAAUACAUGUGCAUUUCAGGGUGUUGCAUAUGAUGCACUUUAAAUAAAGAUGUGUUAAUGGUUGCAUGUCAAUGAGUGGCUGUUGUUUUACAUUAGCCCACAAAUAUGUCUAUCCUACUUGCUUCUUGGUGGACAUAAAUCAGUGAAAAAGAUCAUUUUUUGAUGCAGAAACUCUUUAAGUGUUCAUUUGACAUACUCUCUUCUUUCCAGGUAUCAGCAAUGAAGUGUGGACUUCUGCCCAUUUCCAUAGAAGCUCUAAUAGUGAGUCCUUGCUUUUAUUUUGCAUUCCAUUCUAGUUUCAGCUUUGCAUCUUUGUAUGUUGAUAAGUAUUUUAGAAUAUGCUGAGGGAACAGGUUGAGGCUGAAUCAAAGUGAUGUGGGUUUCACACAAUUCUGCUUUGGUGUUGAAGGGGAGGUGCUACUGUUUCUUGAAUUUCUGACAAAAAAGUGUCACAUGUCUGGUGUUGUGGGGUAUUAUUCACCUAGACUAAGUUUUAGACCCCUCCCAUGUAAAUUGGUGAUUGAAUGGAGAAUAUGUCCGAAGGAAAACAUUCUCUUUGGCAAAAUUUGUAAGGUCCAAGUGGUAUGUGCUAUGAAAAUUGAUGCUAGUUCUUUCACAUUAUUGCAGCAAAAACAGUCUGAAUCUAUCAUUAUUUUCAGAUAACUGUAUGAUUAGGAUACAAUGUAUAUACAACACUAACCAUACCAACUCCCUUUCAUCUUUGAAAGUUAGAACAAUUGAUUACAUUUUCUUGUCUGAAUCAACACCUGGCUGGAUGACACUUGUUAAUACAGGGUUUGUUUUCUUAAUCCUUUAACUCCCAAGAUCUCGUAAGUGACUCUCCUUACAGUCUGCUAUACAGUUCUUGUGAUAUUAGUUUGGAGAAUUUGGUAUCGGAUCAACUUAUGAUCCCCUAAUUGAUAUUUCUUUAUUCUCAUCACUUGUCUGCUUGAUAUUGUAUUUUUACUGUAAGGAGAAAUUCUGUCUUGGUCACCCAUGGGAGUUAAAGAGUGAAUACCAUUUUAUUUGUCCUGCAUUUGGAUUAAUUUCACAUCACAUAUUGAUGCUUAUAAAAUACAAAGUGUCAUUGGCAAUGUUCAUGCACAUAGCUUGUUUUUAAAAGAUAGCUACUUUGAAUUCAUGUAGGGGGGGAAAAAACUAAACAACUCCUUUUACCAACAGCAGUUUAGAGAGAGAUUUACACUUUUUUAAUUGUUUUGUUUACAGUUGGGUGAAGUAGCUUACCAUGAUUUUAGAGGGAUUUUUUCAAAUGAAGAAGAAAAGGAGUCAAUAGUAAAGGACAUUGGUGAAGAAAGCAAGGUAUACUACCACAGAAUUUAAUGGCAUGUGCUUGCAAUGUACUAAAAGUGACAUCAAAUUCAAGCAAAAAGGAAUGUCACCAUCUUUCAUUAUGAAAGGGGUCACAACAAGAUGAGUGACCCCCUAUUAACUCAAAAUUUCACUUUUUCUCUGACUCCAGGUAAAUUCCCUGACUUGUCCCUGACAUUGAAGAAAUUUAUUUCUCCCUGACUUUUUCCUGACCUGUGGCAACAGUGAUUUAGUUUGUAACUAUUGUUGGCAGUUUAACAACCACAAUUUACAAAGGAAGGAUUCAGAAUUCAGAUUUUUUUUGUCUUACUCACAAACACGCCACGGUGAAAACCACUAAAACUGACAUAAAUACAACCCGCUUUCUCUCGUAAGGUAAUGGUACUCAGAAACCAUGGUAUUGUCGUUUGUGGAGAGACCAUUGAAGAAGCAUUUUACCUGGCACAUAAUGCUGUGAAGGCUUGCAUCAACCAGGUGAAAUAUUCCUUUUGACUCCUGUUUAUUAAAGUGAUUUACAAUGUGAACAGCAGUCUUAAAUUUACUUUGGUAAUGGCUUAUGGAGGUCUAGUUCAAAUGAAAUCUUGACUGACAUGAAGUAUUGGAAUGUGGUCAUUACAUCCAUUGUGCAUUAUCAUUUACCUGUGCUAGUUCCAGGCUGCCUAUGAAACAGAACAUGUACAUAUUCCAGGAAUACAUGAACACUUAUUGUCAUUCACACAGUAUGAAUACAAGCAUAAUACAUCAGUAGCUCUACGAGUCAUAAUUUAUAUUAUUGACUAUUUAUUUACAAUCAUGACAUUUUUAUAUUUGCAGAUAAAAGCUGUAGGUGUUGGAAUUGAUAACCUCAUCAAGUGUGAAGAUUUUGCCCAAGAGCAAGUGGUUGAGACAGCCCAAGAAGGAGGAGGUGGUGUUAACUCUGGUGACAUAAAGUGGAAGCGAGGAGAAAUGGAGUUUGAAGCAAUGAUGCGUUUACUGGACUCAAUGGUAAUGUGGCAAUUCAUAGGAUAUAUAUCUCUUUUUAGUGUCAGGGAGUAUUUUUACAAGUUGUGCCAUAUUCCGACAAGGCUGCAGGUCAUGUCAAAAUUAAAACCAAAAGUAAGAAUUAUACAAAACAAAAUGUCUAAUAAGUAAUUUAUCAUCCAGCUGCUCUAUUUCAUGUACAUUUGGUAUAAGUAAAGAAGCUGUUUGUGAUAGGUCCUGCAUAAAAAUUGCUGUGGAUAGGUUUUAUAGAGUUCUUAAAAUAACCAGCUGUUGUCCAAAAAUCCAUACCAUAUUACAAGAUAUUUAUACUUGAUUCACGCAUUUUCAGACUCUACUUAGUGCUAUAACUGUUGGGUAUUAAAGUUGUUUAAUGCAAUCAAUGCUUGGGAUGGGGCAGUGUACCUCAUAUGAAAUAUGUUAAAAACAGCAUACCCUUCAAAUAGUAUAUUGCUCAAAGGAUUGCAAAAUUAAUUACCAGAAAAUUUGGAUGAAAAUUUAUCCAAAUAUUUUCCAGAAAAUCGUGUUCUCGAAUAGAACUUUCUAAAAAAUUCCCAUAGCAGUUAAGGUUCGAGUUUGACAAGUGAGUGAUGAAAAUCAGGAUUGGAUGAAAGUAUAGCAGUAAAAUUCAAAGCAUUAAUCAAGUUGCCAAGAUACUAAGUAGCAGAUAACAGUUUCCUGAAGUUCUACAAAAUUCAAUUGAUUGACUGUAGUAUUGGUGCUGUAGUGCUAGGAAAAAUCACAUUUUUUGUAUCCAAUCCAUAUUGUAGUUUAGCUCAACAAAUUUUGCAAUUUAGCAUCAAGAAAUGUUUUGAAAAGAUUUAAUAUUCAUCCAAUACCAACAAACAGAUUGAUUGUGUAAGGGGUGGUUUGUUUUUUCAUUCAUAGGGUUACAAGACAGGCUAUGUGUAUAGAAAUCCUGAAGUGUUCCAUGGUGAGAAACCUGCAGAAAGAGAGGUGACCACCCCAUCUACUGUGUCAUCCACACGAGCAAAGAUGUACUAUACACCCGAGAUUGAACGAGGACAAAUUAAAAGAUCCCAUUCUACAGGGCGUGCAAACACUUACAGAAACCGUGUCAAAUGGCUGAACACCCCAGUGAAGUCUACAGAGUACAAGAAGGACAAGGAGAAAGUUGAGUUGGAGAGUGACGAGCCCGUGACAAUUAAGGAUCUUUUACCAGAAAGAGUUGACAAGGACUUGGAGCAGGUAGAGAAAUAAGUGUUCCUGUAGCAUAUCAAGUUGUCUAGUGAAAGCCUAACAGUAUGUAUUUGAAAUACUUCAAACUUUGAUUGAACACUAAGAUUGUCUGACAUGCAAAAACUUUGAGAAAUUUGUUGCAUUUGAUAUUCCUGUCAAUAACAGUUAAGAAACAAAAAUCUUUAAUGUUAUUCUGUGAUGGUUAGAAGUUAGUUAAAUCUUUUUGCAACAUCAUUUGGUUAGAAAUUAAGUUAAACCCUUACACUCUCAGAGUGAUUAACAUGCUAGUUCACCUUCAUAGCAUCCAUAUAUUUAUCCAGCAAACAGAUUAUGAGAAUACCCAAACUCAUCAGCUAGGAGUUGUUUUCCAAAUUCUUGUACCUAAUUUACAAAUAAAUAUGUAGCUUCUAGAGGGGAGUAUAAAUCAUUUUAUCUUGGGAGUUGAAGGGCUGUAUGUUGUGCCAUCAUUUGAGUUCUCUCUCUUGCAACAGGCCCCUGAGAACAAUGAAGUGACAGUAAAAACAUCAAAAGUUGUGAUCACAGAGUCAGUGCCUCAUGAGAAGGGAAUCAACGGUGAUGAGACAAAGGAAAUCAGACAAGAGUACACACACAAGACAGUCGUAAUCACAACAGAAGUGAAUGGUGAAGCAGGUGAUGAUAAGACUUCUGAGGUUGGAGAUGAGGAUGGUCCAGAUGGUGACAUGUUGGUUCCAGGUGCUGAUUCACCAGAGCCCGAGAGCCCAGCAAAAAAGAAGGGAACAAAGGUGAAGAAGAAGAAGAGCUUUAAAGAUGCUUUGGUGAAAAAGUUCAGCAAGAAGGGUGAACGGCCAGCAAAGUAUGAAAAGAGUGAUGCAGAGAAAGUGGAAUAGUGUGCAGUGAUUCAAGCUUUACAACAGGCCAAGUUUUAUUUGCAAUUGACGUAAUGUUGGAAUUCCUUUAAAAUAGGAAAUUUCAAGAACAAAUAAAUCAGUUUGUUGUCAAAUGUAUAAAGUUAAACAAAAUCUUCGAGUGGGGAUUGUAACCCCUGAAGUGAGAUCAGAAAUUAAGAAGCCCAGCUUUAUUGUUGUGAUAUAGGCCUACAAAGAGAGGAAGUCUAAAUAUCUUAUGUGGAAUGCAGGAUGAUGAAGAAAUUAGUUUUAUUUUCUUUUUAAGACAGUGAUAAACAUUUUUGAACAUACAAACCAUGGUAUCCAAUAGUUAUAAUAAUUUUUACAUUUAAACUGUGUGAACAAAGCUUCCCCUCAAAUGUGUUUGGUCAGCUCAAAUGAAUUUUUUCUUUGUCCAAUAUUUUAUUUGUGGGCAUAGAAUAUUACCUUAGAGUUUUUGACAUUGUUUAACUCAAUUUUUUUUUUAGACAUAGGUUUAUUUUAUUCAUGUAUGGUUUUAAUUAUUUGAUUUUACACUUGUAGACCAAACUUUGGUUCCUUUUUCUCAAGAAUUCAAAUCAAAAUGUUCAUGUUUGUUUUCAUCAGAUUGAAUGUUAAAAUGAAGUGAUGUUGAUAAAGGGAGGUCACAGUGUUAUGCUAAGUUUUCUAACCUAGUACUGUUAGAGAUGUUGAAAAAUUACUCUUUGCAAGAUUAACUAAAAUUGACAUAAUUACAUUAUGGAACUAAAGGAGAUCCCUGCAUACAACAUACAAGGUUGCAGAAUUUUUGACUUUUUUGUUUUCUUAAGGAUGAAACAGUCUGUUACUGACAUGGAUUUUAGGAUUUUGGUGUGCUUAGCAAAACUUCCAGUUGCAAAAUGUACAUGUGGUUUGUGACCAUCAUAUGUCACAGGAAAAUAGAUUGGAAAUUAAGAAAAAUUGUUUAGUGAUCCUUGGCUUACCACUCAGGUUCUUGUAAAUUACUUUUUGAUCAGCCUUAUCUUUGGUUCAUUUUUAUAGUUUGAUUUUGUUUGUUUUGUUUUGUUGGUAAGUGACCCAACAGUAUUGAUAUGCUAUUUAGGCUAGACAUUUUUUUCCAAGAAACACUUUUCAGCAGUUCUCUUUUGUGAAAUAAUGAUUAUUGUGAACUUGCACCUUUCACCUUAAGUCUGGGUGAGAGUAUUUCUGACAUCUGUUGAUUGUGAUAAACUCUGGAGCCAUAUGGUACUCCAGAAGGAUUAUGCUUUGGUGGACCACUGUUGUCCACUACAUAGAGUAGAAAAUGGCAUAUUUUCAACCUUGAGUGGUAACUGAAUUCUGAUUGCUUAGCUUUGUUUUCUCCAUCUCUCUCUCUUUGUAGUAUUCAAUACCAUUACAUCAUAGGCUCUCUUCAGACACCAAAGUCUGCAUUCUGUCUCCAGGUUUGAUUCCAUCAAAAGCAUUUGGGAGGCUGAGGCAAUGUUGCUUCUUUUAGCGGUAAAUAUUUAGUCAACAGAAUUAUCAAAUGUAUUGUGUGUUCUGAUGGCAAAUCAGUCCUGGGUUAAAGUAAGAGACUUUAUCUUCAAUUUUUAAAUUUAAUGUUAAGUCACCCAAUGUCGAUUCAGUAGCUACUCCUUAAGGAGUAAUUUGAAAUGUCUAAUGAAAUCUUGCAUCAGGGAAGUAGUACAAGGGUCGUCUUACUGCAUAGUUCUAUUUACUAAUUUAUCAUUUUCUCAAAGUCAGCACUCUAGCUCUUAACUGCAAGUUUUAGAGUAGGAUUUAUCUUUAAUGUUGUUAUGGAAACUAGAAAAAAAGAAUUUAAAUGAUGUAAUGGUUUUACGUGAUGAAUAAAGAGCAUUAUAAAGGCC